CGGCGGCGGCUUCUCGGCGCGGGCGGUGACGUCGGCGGCGCGCCCGGCGGCUGCUUCUCCGCGUGGCCCUACGGGAUGGAGCCGGCUCCAAGCUCCGGGAACGCGCGCGGAGCGCUGGGCCGGCAGGUGGAGGCGGUGCUGGCGAGCCGCGGCGAGGCCAACGCCGUGUUUGACGUCCUGGCUGUGCUGCAGUCCGAGCACCCGGCGGAGGUCCAGGACGCGGUGCGCGCGUGCAGCCACCUCUUCGGGGCCCUGCUGCAGCGCGGGGAGCUGUUCGUGGGCCAGCUGCCCCCCGAGGAGAUGGUCAUGGCAGGCCCCCAGGGCGCCACCCGGAAGUACAAGGUGUGGAUGAGGCACCGCUACCAGAGCUGCUGCACCCGUCUGGGUGAGCUGCUGGCCCACCCCUCCUUCGAGGUCAAGGAAUCGGCCCUCACUUCACUCAUGAAGUUUGUGAGGCUGGAAGGUGCCCACCCGCUAGAGAAGCCCAAGUGGGAAGGCAACUACCUGUUCCCCCGGGAGCUGCUGAAGCUGGUGGUGCAGGGUCUGCUGUCCCCCGAGGAGGACCGCACGCUGCUGCUGUCGCAUUUCCGUUCCUACCUGGAGCACGACGACAUCCGCUACCAUACCAUGCAGGCAGCCACAGAGGCAGUAGCCAGGGCCACCGAUGGUCACCCUGAGCAGGUGCCGCUCGCCUUCUGGAACAAUGUCUUCUCACUGCUGUCUGCUGUGAGCCUGCCACGCCAAGAGGGCGCCAACGUCAGCCUCUACGUGCCACAUGCUAAGAUAUCAGACAAGUGGAAGGUCGCUCACUUGAAGGUGAGACUGGAGGGGCAGGGGCUGACAGCCUGGGGGACACAAGAAAGGGCUCUGCACAAGUGCAGCUCCCUGGGCCUGGCCUGGGUGCCCCUGCAGCCCCUCCCCACAUGGGCACCCCUGCAUCCCCGUCCCUCCCCCAUGGCAGACCUUGCAGCCCGCCCCUUCCCCAUGGGCACCCCUGCGGCCCCACCCUUCCCCCAUGGGUACUCCUGCAGCCCUGCCCCUCCCCGCAUGGGCGCCCCUGCAGCCACCUCCUUUCCCCAGGAGCACCGGAAAGUCUUCCAGCACAUGUGGCUCAGCUUCCUCAAGCACAAGCUGCCCCUGAGCCUUUGCAAGAAGGUGCUGGUGAUCAUGCACGACGCCAUCCUACCCAGCCUGGCCCAGCCCAGCCUCAUGAUCGACUUCCUCAGCCGAGCCUAUGACGCCGGAGGUGCCAUCAGCCUCUUGGCCUUAAACGGCCUUUUCAUCCUGAUCCACAAGCACAACCUGGAGUACCCUGACUUCUACCGGAAGCUCUAUGGCCUCCUGGACCCGUCCAUCUUCCACGUCAAGUACCGUGCCCGCUUCUUCCACCUGGCGGACCUCUUCCUGUCGUCCUCACACCUGCCCGCCUACCUGGUGGCGGCCUUCGCCAAGCGGCUGGCCCGCCUGGCCCUGACGGCGCCCCCCGAAGCCCUGCUCAUGGUGCUGCCCUUCAUCUGCAACCUGCUGCGCCGGCACCCGGCCUGCCGCGUCCUGGUGCACCGCCCGAGAGGCCCUGAGCUGGAUGCUGAUCCCUACGACCCCCAAGAAGAGGACCCGGCCAGGAGCCGAGCCCUGGAGAGCUCCCUGUGGGAGCUGCAGGCCCUGCAGCAGCACUACCACCCCGAGGUGGCCACAGCCGCCAGCGCCAUCAACCACGCCCUGGCUGUGCCCGAGGUCAGCAUCGCGCCGCUUCUGGAACUCAGUGCCUUUGAGAUCUUCGAGCGGGAUCUGAAGAAGGCACCUGAAUCGGUGCCACUGGAGUUUCUCCCAGCCCAGGGUCUGCUGGGCCGCCGUGACCAGCUCUGUGCCCAGGUCUUCACGCUGGGCUGACGCUGCACCCCCGCCCCCAGACACCAUACUCCUCCUCACCGGGCCUCGUGGCAGGCUGGGCACAGCCUGAGGAGCCUACCUGGGUGGUCAUGGGCUGCAGGGGACAGACCACCUGGUCACAACUAAAUUGUCCCCUCCAAGCUGCGCUCAGCCCACACCCACGUCCACUUCAGCACGGCUGGUGGCCAGCUCUGAGGAACCCAGGCUCAGUGAUGGCCAUCCUGGGCCCUACCAUGAGCAUUUUGGGUUUUGGUUUUUUAUCUUUUGGGGUCACCCAGCAAUGCCCUGGGUUCCUCCUGGCUCUGCACUCAGGAAUUACUCCUGGUGGUGCUCAGGAGACCAUAUGGGAUGCCAGGGAUCGAACCUGGGUUGGCCAUGUACCAGCAAACAUCCUCCCUGCUGUGCUAUCGCUCUAGCCCCCAGCAUGAGUGUUUUUGUAAGACAACUGGCACCUCAUCUGUCAUCACUCUGUCCCAAGUAGUGCAGAGGGAGGAAGCCCAGGGCUCAUGCUCCAAUUGCAAAGAGCCAUUUCAAGUGACCUGCAGUGUCCGCGUAUAGCUAAUGGGGCCAGCCAUGGAUCUUUAUUAAAUUCUAUUUGCUUAUA
Molecule: messenger RNA, 2494 nt
Organism: Sorex araneus (European shrew)
Lineage: Eukaryota; Metazoa; Chordata; Mammalia; Eulipotyphla; Soricidae
Gene: NOC4L
Product: nucleolar complex associated 4 homolog
Exons: 14
Coding region: 76-1890 (604 amino acids)
Biological process (GO): ribosome biogenesis
Cellular component (GO): nucleolus; small-subunit processome; Noc4p-Nop14p complex
Source: RefSeq, a predicted model, not a curated record